This is a messenger RNA of Cheilinus undulatus (humphead wrasse), 2539 nucleotides long. RefSeq lists its product as uncharacterized. Gene Ontology annotation, biological process: telomere capping; regulation of telomere maintenance via telomere lengthening. The transcript is spliced from 7 exons. The record is from RefSeq and is a predicted model, not a curated record. Gene Ontology annotation, cellular component: shelterin complex. Gene Ontology annotation, molecular function: telomeric repeat DNA binding. The coding region runs from base 115 to 2295 and encodes 726 amino acids. NCBI's taxonomy places the organism in Eukaryota, Metazoa, Chordata, Actinopteri, Labriformes, Labridae.
CAGGAAGGAGGGGGUUUGAGUGGUUGCAUGAAGUUCAUAAAUGGGAGUUAAGCAGGUACGGCGGGCCUGUAGCCGGACACCGGCGCUGUGUUUUUCUUAAACACCGUGCUUCUGAUGGAGGAAGAGCUGCCGCCUGUCAACACAUGUUUACAGAGCUUUCCGAAGUUACCACUGUGGAUCAUAGAGCAUGUGUGGGCUCACAACGUAAUGGAUCUACAGGAAGUGGUGUCCUCAUCAAAGUGGCCUGAAAUGGACUCCCAGCCACUGACCCUUGAGGAUUCAUGGAGGCUGCGUGUUACCUCUGCUCAGGUGUAUUUUAUCAUGAAGAAAAGGGACAUGGAGCAGUCUGAGAGAGUGAUGGAAUUUCUGGAAGCUACUUAUAAAAUUCUGCCCAGACUGGUGCCUCCCAUCAAACACAUGAAGAUCAUGUUUGGCCUCAAAACCAUGGUCGUCAUGCAGAUGCUGAGGGAGGGCCGAGGAAUGGUUGAUACCGUCUUUAAAAUCAACCAGUAUUUUCCAAGUAAACUACCUCAGUACCAGGAUCAAUGUAGCCAACAUCAAAUGUUCCUCAUGAGGAGGAACAAUCUGGAAUUCAAGACUUUUGCACAAGAACUGGCUAUGGACAAAGACAAACUCAAAGAUUAUGCAAAGAAUCAGAUGGAGGAAGAGUACGGUGAGUCCUAUGCCCAGAAGGUCGAGGACAGGCUGCUGCACUACCUGCACAGGUUGGACACUGUACUGCCAGGAGACACCUACAUCGACAAGGUGCAAAAGAAACAAAGUCCUGUGUCUGAAGAGGAGAAGCUGUUGUUGGAAAUUAUAUCCUCUGACACUGCAACAAUAGCAACAACUUUAAGGAAACUGCUGCAAUGUGAUGUUGCUUCUUGUUGUCCAGAUGACAACGAUCCAGAUUUAAGGAGACAUCAUCAAUCAAAGGGCAAUGGUGAGGCCAGCCCCUCUCCUCAGUUCUGCUCCAAACACCAGCGAUGGGUGAGGAACAUCCUGCAACACUGUCCUGAUGAAUGUUCAGAGGAGAUGAGGCUUCAGGCCAAUGUUUCUUCAUCUCCGACACUCUUCCACUCGUCAUCCUCUGGCUCUUCAUCAGGGGACCUCACCCCCUCUGGACUCAUCCCUUUACCCAGUAACGGACAGCACCCACCCUCACAGACCUCCACCCAUCUUCAGACAGCAGCUCUGCUAUCAGAACCGGCAAACUCUAACAAACAGAUUUCUGGAUCCACUGUUACCUCUGGGACUGAAUCUCAGAAUGUGUCAGGUAAUGCUCUGCAGCAACAGCUGUUGUCACCAGUGGUUCAAUUGGUAGACAUAGCCUCAAUCCCAGGGUUCUUAUCUAUAUUUAAAAGCCAACAAGUACCUCCAAAUCACAAUCUUCAGGAAACUUCUAAUGCAAGUCCUCACAUACGAAGCUCUGGGGAUGUUGCCAUAUAUCAGGAAACAAUGAAAGACACUUCAUUCAGCCAACCAGGAGCCCUUAAAAGUCCUCCUUAUUCAGCUAAUGAAGCCUCUAUAUCUAGUGAUCUAGCUAAUGUAAUCUUCUGUCAACCAGAAACACGACGGCAUUCUUUUAGACCUUUCAGGAAGUGCAGACUGGCUGGUUCCCAGCCUCUGGGUAGCAUUAGUAGAAACCCUUCAGCCCAAACCACCUUUAGGAACAGCUGUCCACUCCUGCCUGAAUAUCAUAACAACUCUAAAUCUUCUUCACAAGACUGUCCUUCCACUAGCUCUCAAUCAGGGACUCAAAGUUCAUCCAGCCCUGCUUACAAAACCCCUUUAAGUUCAGAUUCGUCUCAAGAAGUCAGCACUGAAAACACUCUCACAUCUCAUCGCCUGUCCCAAAGCCUCACAAUCAUCUCCUCUUCCUCUGACUCAAGAUGUCUCUCCGUCCGCUCUGACACCAGCCAAGUCCAAACAGCCUCUCUCAGGUUGUCUCUGCGUAGUCAGGCUGUACUGCUGCAGUCUAAGCUGCUGCAGCCCUGUGUGAGUCUCGUCAGGCUGAGCAGGCAGGAGUGUUAUGGAGGGACUGUGUGGAGAUCCUCACCCACACACUUGCAGCCAGAGGGGCAAGACAGCAGUGGUGACAGCAGUCAGGAGAGCAGGAUGGAGGACAGCGAGGAUGAAGAUCCCUCAUUUGAUGUAAACGUUCUUUUCUCCAGUUUCUCUUCAAGCAGUGACAGUGAAAACCCGCUGGAUUGUGACCCUGACUAUAAGCCUUGGAUCAAGAAGAAACGACUUCUUCUAGAGUAUGAGUCUGCAAGGGUCAUAAAUCAAACAUGAGAGGUGUUUCUUAUUUAUUUGUAUGUUUGGCUAAAUGUGAGCGAUACCAGAUUUAUCAGAUCAUGCUGAUAAUGUUACUGAGUUAGUCGUCAUGACUUCCAACGAGUGCAUCUUCACAAAAAAACUCAAAAGAUACCUAAAGAUAAAUUUUACACUAUUAAUGUUAAGUUUUCUUUUUUUUCAUUGAUAAAAGAGUUUAAUUAAGUAGUUUCUAAACUAACAAAAAUUGAAUAAAUUUCCUUUA